Molecule: messenger RNA, 2963 nt
Organism: Talpa occidentalis (Iberian mole)
Lineage: Eukaryota; Metazoa; Chordata; Mammalia; Eulipotyphla; Talpidae
Product: signal transducer and activator of transcription 5A
Exons: 19
Coding region: 549-2924 (791 amino acids)
Biological process (GO): regulation of cell population proliferation; cell surface receptor signaling pathway via JAK-STAT; defense response
Molecular function (GO): RNA polymerase II cis-regulatory region sequence-specific DNA binding; DNA-binding transcription factor activity, RNA polymerase II-specific
Source: RefSeq, a predicted model, not a curated record
ACUCAAAAGAUGACAAGCCCCGGCGCUGGAGCGCAUCUCCAGCUAGUCCAGCCCUGCCCACCUCCCUUUUUGCAGACCGAGACCCAGGUUUGGGAUUUCCAGAGCCCGGGAUUUCCCGGCCCUCCCACCCCAUCCUCCGGCCACUCCGCUGCUGCUGGCCCUGCACGGCCCGGGGCAGCCCUGCCGGGCGGCGGGCGAGACUUGGCCGGGACUCCCGGGGGGACCCCGCCGUCGGGGCAGCCCCCACGCGGGCGCCGCCCAGCCUGGCCGCCGGGGGCCGCGCUCGCUCGCCGCUGCGCACUCGCCGGGGAGCCGCGGCCGAGGGCGGAGGCUGGGAGGGAGCGACGGGGCUGGGAGGGGUGCUGGCGAGCGCUCGCGCGCUGUGUAUGGUCUAUCGCAGGCAGCUGACCUUUGAGGAGGAAAUCGCUGCUCUCUGCUCCUUCCUGUAGUAACAGCCGCCGCCGCCGCCCGCAGCCCGGGCCCGAGCGCACCGCGGGGCGCAGAGCGGGGCCCCCGCCGCACGGCUCGGCCACAUCAGGUGAGCGGACAUGGCGCGCUGGAUCCAGGCCCAGCAGCUGCAAGGAGAUGCCCUGCGCCAGAUGCAGGUCCUCUACGGGCAGCACUUCCCCAUCGAGGUCCGGCACUACCUAGCGCAGUGGAUUGAGAGCCAGCCCUGGGAUGCCAUCGACCUGGACAACCCCCAGGACCGAGCCCAAGCCACCCAGCUCCUGGAGGGCCUGGUGCAGGAGCUGCAGAAGAAGGCGGAGCAUCAGGUGGGGGAAGAUGGGUUCUUGCUGAAGAUCAAGCUGGGGCACUACGCCACGCAGCUGCAGAACACGUAUGACCGCUGCCCCAUGGAGUUGGUCCGCUGCAUCCGCCACAUCCUGUACAAUGAACAGAGGCUGGUCCGAGAAGCCAACAACGGUACCGCUCCAGCUGGCAGUCUCGUGGACGCCAUGUCCCAGAAACACCUUCAGAUCAACCAGACAUUCGAGGAGCUGCGACUGGUCACGCAGGACACAGAGAAUGAGCUGAAGAAGCUGCAGCAGACUCAAGAGUACUUCAUCAUCCAGUACCAAGAGAGCCUGAGGAUCCAGGCUCAGUUUAGCCAGCUGAACCCCCAGGACCGUCUGAACCGGGAGACUGCUCUCCAGCAGAAGCAGGUGUCCCUAGAGGCCUGGCUCCAGCGUGAGGCCCAGACUCUGCAGCAGUACCGCGUGGAGCUGGCCGAGAAGCACCAGAAGACCCUGCAGCUGCUGCGGAAGCAGCAGACCAUCAUUCUGGACGACGAGCUGAUCCAGUGGAAGCGGCGGCAGCAGCUGGCUGGGAACGGAGGGCCCCCUGAGGGCAGCCUGGAUGUGCUGCAGUCCUGGUGUGAGAAGUUGGCCGAGAUCAUCUGGCAGAACCGGCAGCAGAUCCGCAGAGCUGAGCACCUCUGCCAGCAGCUGCCCAUCCCCGGCCCAGUGGAGGAGAUGCUGGCGGAGGUCAACGCCACCAUCACGGACAUCAUCUCAGCCCUGGUGACCAGCACGUUCAUCAUCGAGAAGCAGCCCCCUCAGGUCCUGAAGACCCAGACCAAGUUUGCGGCCACCGUGCGCCUGCUGGUGGGGGGGAAGCUGAACGUGCACAUGAACCCGCCCCAGGUGAAGGCCACCAUCAUCAGCGAGCAGCAGGCCAAGUCGCUGCUCAAGAACGAGAACACUCGCAACGAGUGCAGCGGGGAGAUCCUGAACAACUGCUGUGUGAUGGAGUACCACCAGGCCACCGGCACCCUCAGCGCCCACUUCAGGAACAUGUCACUGAAGAGGAUCAAGCGCGCUGACCGGCGGGGCGCAGAGUCCGUGACGGAGGAGAAGUUCACGGUCUUGUUUGAGUCUCAGUUCAGUGUUGGCAGCAAUGAGCUUGUGUUCCAGGUGAAGACCCUGUCCCUCCCCGUGGUUGUCAUCGUGCACGGCAGCCAGGACCACAAUGCUACUGCCACCGUGCUGUGGGACAACGCCUUCGCCGAGCCAGGCCGGGUGCCAUUCGCCGUGCCCGACAAAGUGCUGUGGCCGCAGCUGUGUGACGCGCUCAACAUGAAAUUCAAGGCUGAGGUGCAGAGCAACCGGGGCCUGACCAAGGAGAACCUCGUGUUCCUGGCACAGAAGCUCUUUAACAGCAGCAGCAGCCACCUCGAGGACUACAGCAGCAUGUCGGUGUCCUGGUCCCAGUUCAACAGGGAGAACCUGCCGGGCUGGAAUUACACCUUCUGGCAAUGGUUCGAUGGGGUCAUGGAGGUGCUGAAGAAGCAUCAUAAGCCCCAUUGGAAUGACGGGGCCAUCCUAGGUUUUGUUAAUAAGCAACAGGCCCACGACCUGCUCAUCAAUAAGCCUGAUGGGACCUUCUUGCUGCGCUUUAGCGACUCCGAAAUCGGGGGCAUCACCAUUGCCUGGAAGUUUGACUCUCCUGACCGCAACCUGUGGAACCUGAAGCCGUUCACCACGCGGGACUUCUCUAUCCGGUCCCUGGCCGACCGGCUGGGGGACCUGAGCUAUCUCAUCUACGUGUUCCCAGACCGGCCCAAGGACGAGGUCUUCUCCAAGUACUACACUCCUGUGCUCGCUAAAGCAGUGGACGGGUAUGUGAAGCCGCAGAUCAAGCAAGUGGUCCCUGAGUUUGUAAAUGCCUCUGCAGACUCUGCGGGGGGCAGCGCCACCUACAUGGACCAGGCCCCCUCCCCAGCCGUGUGCAACCAGGCUCACUUUAACAUGUACCCACAAAACCCUGACCCGGUCCUGGACCAAGAUGGAGACUUCGACCUGGACGAGACCAUGGACGUGGCGCGCCACGUGGAGGAGCUCCUGCGCCGCCCGAUCGACAGCCUGGACCCCCGCCUCUCCCCGCCUGCUGGUCUCUUCACCUCGGCCAGAGGCUCACUGUCCUGAACGUUUGGAGCCUACACUUCUCCGGGGAAAUAAUGCUUA